Messenger RNA from Cloeon dipterum, 1567 nucleotides. RefSeq lists its product as uncharacterized. The record is from RefSeq and is a predicted model, not a curated record. The transcript is spliced from 4 exons. Bases 217 to 1248 code for a protein of 343 amino acids. Gene Ontology annotation, cellular component: extracellular matrix. NCBI's taxonomy places the organism in Eukaryota, Metazoa, Arthropoda, Insecta, Ephemeroptera, Baetidae.
AAAUUUCCACGCUGUAACGAAACGUCACAGCUGUGAGAAUUUUUACAUGCAUGAUAAGAGAAUUUGCAUUAUUAUAUUCCUCUUGGUUAAUUGGUCUUCUCAAGUGGGGGUGUCGCACACGCGCGAGUGCCCCAGGAAUUUUCAUCACGCUGCAAAUUAGAUUACUUUAGUUUAAUUUUUGACUUGGAAGAAGCAGGUGUUUUCUCUGCAGGCGCCAUGGCGUGGUAUCAACACUUUAGCCUGCUUCUUGCCAUUUCAAUGUCAGUCUUCGCGAUCGAAACCCCGAUCCCUGAAAGAUUUCUUCCUCCUCGUAAUUUCAACCCUCAUCCGAUCACUGAUGUUGACCGCUCUUCAAAAGAAGGAACGCUCCACGAAUUGAACAUCCCGGAGCCCGCAGACGUUUACGCACAAUAUACACAGCGUCGACAGCCAGCAUACAAAGAUCAAGAGUUCCGACAAUACGCCUCUGUGGACCAGCAGCUGGCUUACGAGGCCAAUGUGCAGGCGUACGUGUCUGAGGCGGACAGACACCAAGAGUUUGACACGUCCGUCGGCCCUUACGAGUCGCCAACAGCUCACUACAACCACGGUCACGGCCAAACUUACCAACGCGAGCAAUUCGGAGGCUCUUCCGAGAGUCCGGUGCGACACUUCACGCAGGUCACCCAGCACGGCAGCGGACUGUACACAAGCAGAUCCAUUACACAUCGCACUGACCACUUCUCUAAGAAACCGUACUCGUUCGCCUACUCGGUGCUGGAUGACGCGAGUGGCGACGACUUUUCGCACUCUCAGGCACACAACGGGCACGCGACGCAGGGCGAAUAUCGCGUCAAGCUGCCGGAUGGCCGCACCCAGGUGGUCCGCUACACCGCCGACAACGGCGGCUACCACGCCGACGUCGCCUACGAGGAGGAGGAGGAGCAGGUACAACAACAACAGCAGCAGGUGCACCCCCAGCCCCUGGUGGACGCGGCGUACGGACCGUCGGCCGCCUUCGAGCCGUACCACCUGCUGGCGGCGCGACAGGCGACCCACGCGACCCCGUCACCUUUUGCCGCCGCCUAUCCUGUCGUUAAGAACGCAUUUUACGGCGGCGAAUCGGCGGCUGAGGUGAUUCCUGGUCAGCACUUGGCAAAGGCCACCACUUCAGACAUCCAGCCGGCGCAGUUAGCGUUUGAGCAACACCUCGUCUAUAAACGCAGCCACCAGAGGCGCAAGAAAGGCAGGCGAACGCACAGGGCUUGAGACUUCCUUACGGUGACUUUUUUCGCUGAGUAACAUCCAAGACAGCUUUGAACUUUUCAUAAAUCUUUUCUCGAUGUUCUUUAAGACGUGUUUCCUCAACUUUUUUUAAACAUUCUUUACUCAUUUUCUCGUGCAAUUCUGUUGAGCAAACUCAAUUUUGUUGUUAAUGGUUUGACGUAAGCUUUUAUGAUCAGACCGUUGUUAAAGUUUUAACAUAGUUUUAAACAUCUCAUCCACCCUUCCUGUUAUCAUUAAUUUAAUAUUUAGGUUAAUUUUAGCUAACUGAAAAUGAGACAAUAUAUACAAAGUAGGCUGUGAA